AUGGAGGAAGAAGAUAGCAAGAUUCCUAGGAUCUUAGAACAAGAUGGGCAUGGUGGAAGUGAUCUCAAAGAAGUUAGUGAGUCGAAAAAGAAGAAGAAGAAGUAUUGGAUGGGUUGUCUGAGAGCUGAAUCUGACGAAAGAGGAAACAUUGAUUUGACUGUUGAUUUCCCUGGGGAACGCUCUGAGCCUACUCACCUUCUCGUCAUGGUCAACGGUCUCAUCGGCAGUGCUCAGAACUGGAGAUUCGCUGCUAAGCAGAUGCUGAAGAAGUAUCCUCAAGAUCUCCUUGUUCACUGUGAUAAACGCAACCAUUCUACACAGACAUUUGAUGGUGUUGAUGUUAUGGGAGGAAGAUUAGCAGAAGAGGUUAGGUCGGUGAUCAAACGUCACCCAAGUCUUCAGAAGAUUUCCUUUGUAGGACAUUCUUUAGGUGGCUUGAUUGCUAGGUAUGCUGUUGCUUGUCUUUAUGAGCAAGAGUCCCGACAAGAGCUUCCACAAAACAGUGACGACAUUUCUGAUACAUGCCUGAAAGAGAGAAUCGGUGGAUUGGAGCCUGUGUUUUUUAUAACUUCUGCAACCCCACACCUUGGUUCAAGAGGACAUAAGCAGGUCCCAUUGUUUUCUGGAUCUUACACUUUGGAGAGGUUAGCUACGCGUAUGUCAUGGUGUCUUGGUAAAACGGGGAAACAUCUUUUUCUAGCUGAUGGUGAUGAUGGAAAGCCUCCCUUACUCCUCCGUAUGGUUAGUGACCGUAGAAACCUUAAAUUCAUUUCUGCUUUGAGAUGCUUCAAGCGGCGUAUUGCUUAUGCAAAUACAAGUUUUGACCACCUAGUAGGCUGGAGCACAUCGUCUAUCAGGCGACGCAGCGAGCUUCCUAAGCUUCAACGCGGUCCAGUCAACGAGAAGUAUCCUCACAUUGUGAACGUUGAAGCACCAAGUACCUCUAGUAACCAUGAGGAAGUUAGAUCAGUGACCAAUUCAAACGGGUCCAAGAAUUUUGAUAUGGAAGAGGAAAUGAUAAGAGAGCUAACAAAAAUGAGCUGGGAACGAAUUGACGUCAGUUUCAGAGGAACUGUGCAGAGAUUUCUAGCUCACAAUACCAUUCAGGCAAGUGUUCACUAA
Eruca vesicaria subsp. sativa (arugula) is the source of this 1122-nucleotide messenger RNA. The record is from the annotation of a GenBank genome assembly. NCBI's taxonomy places the organism in Eukaryota, Viridiplantae, Streptophyta, Magnoliopsida, Brassicales, Brassicaceae.